Messenger RNA from Guillardia theta CCMP2712, 756 nucleotides. RefSeq lists its product as hypothetical. NCBI's taxonomy places the organism in Eukaryota, Cryptophyceae, Pyrenomonadales, Geminigeraceae. The record is from RefSeq and is a predicted model, not a curated record. Bases 1 to 756 code for a protein of 251 amino acids. The transcript has 2 exons.
AUGUCAUACAAUACUCGUCAGGCUGCUUCCAAGCAGAUUUCUGAUCAUCAGCUGUUAGAUAAUGAUUGGCAAUUCUUGGGGGACGCUGAUGACCUGGAACACGACCGCAUCUUACUGCCACCGAUCAAGAACUUGCCUAAGCUGGACACUGCCAGGCAGACACCGCAGAAAAAUGUACUCACCAGGGUCAGGGCAGUACGAUAUGCCCUCGAACCUGCACUAGAUCUCUUGGAUGAGGUGCUCGUCAACAUUGCAUCGCUCCGGCAGAGCUCCGGCAACUAUCCUGGACUACCUUUGCGAGGCAGCUCCAGGACAGUUAUCUUCCACCAGCAUCUUCAGCUGCUGCCUGGAGGUCUUGAAUUCGCCAACGACAGCGUCAUCCGACGACGCUUCGUCGCAGGAGUGUUAGCUGAGUAUGGCAUUGCCUUGGAUACCACGGCUCAGAGUCGGAAGGAUACGAAAAUCCGCCAGCUGCAUGCCAUCACCGCGAUGUUUCCAGGCGGCCCGGAAGCACGCACGCGGCUGGACAUGCGCAAGGGGAGCAGGGGAGAAACUCCCGCAAGGACGGCGGGAGCAGAGGGAGGAAUCCAUCCAAGGACCGACAAGCAGGCGCGUCUGCUCGGAAGGGCCGUUCCAGCCGUUGCAACAGUCGGGAGCGCGCAGAGGGCCGCUGCUUUAACUGCAGGCAGCGAGGACAAGAAGUGGAAAGAGUCGGUCCCGUCGCACAGGGAGAUGAUGACAUCUCGUUUCAAAUGA